AACAGGUUUCGUCUCCACCUGAUCUUUGUUUUUCAUGUAGAAUAUUGAUGCUUGGUGUAAGAUUAUAGGGUUCUUAGACUUGAAUUGGACAAUUUUUAAUCCAAGUUAAGAUAUUCGAAUCUUGAAUCUGAUUCUUGGCUUAGGGUUAUAACGUGUAUAUGUUUGGUUCUUGGCACUCAUGUAUCCGGAAUCUGAAGUUGACACGAUAAAAUUUUCAUCUUUUUUACUCCUGUAAUAUGGGAGAUUACUCAAUCCAGAUCACUCCGAAGCUGAUCAAUCAGUUAGCUCAAGGCAACGAAAAACCGAAGAGAAAGGCAAAGAGAACCAAACCCAAAGUCUCACCUACACAGAACAAUGCAGAUCAAGCGAGAACACACCGUGAUGCAGCAGAGAAACCGAAGCCAGUGGCAGAGUUACCGACCCAGACCCCACCAUUCUUCUUCCCAAUUCCGCAACAAGGAGCAGCAAACACGGAGCUGGAAUCGAUCAAAUCCGUGUUGAAAGAGAGCGAGAAGGUUCUUGAGAAGGUGGAGAGACGAGAAAAGAACAUUGUCGGUGAAGUGACAGAGAGGGCUAAAGAUCUGAGGGAGAAAGAGUUUAAGAUCCCUGAACCGAAACCAAUGCCUUGCUCUUCGGAUCACGAAGCCUGGAAGAAAUGCUACGAGGAGAACGUUGGCAACCCGUUGAUAUGUAGCGGACUGGUUAUGAGAUUCCAGGAUUGCGCUCGCUGGUCCAGGCAGCAAGUGAGUUCUGCUCAAAAGUAGAGAUAAAAUGUUCUUUUUUUUUUUGGCUUUCUGAGAUCUUAUGAAUAAUCAGGAGAAAUGAACUUGUUCCUUUUUGUUACUCUAAUAAAUAUAUAAACUGAAUCUGUGGUUGUAUUCAUGAGAUCUAAACUGCGUUCUUGAUUUUGUA
Molecule: messenger RNA, 912 nt
Organism: Brassica napus (rape)
Lineage: Eukaryota; Viridiplantae; Streptophyta; Magnoliopsida; Brassicales; Brassicaceae
Exons: 2
Coding region: 237-764 (175 amino acids)
Source: RefSeq, a predicted model, not a curated record